AUUACCAACAUAGCCUAUUAAGCCUGGGCUGGUAGAAAACUCGACAGGUAGGCACUUCAAUUUUGCAGACUGUUAUCGAAGCAAGUUUCCCUAGGAAAUAUCUGGAUUAUAACAGAAUGCUUCAGUAUUGACCAUCAUUACCCAAGCUGCCAAAGAUAUUUCCGCUACUAUGUCUACUACUAUAACGGAAGAGUACGAUAUUGCUGUAGUAGGUGCUGGAUUUCAUGGGCUUGCCGCCGCGAAACAAAUCCAUUGCACGCAACCUGAUCGUAGCCUCGUAGUGUUCGAUGGGCAAUCUAGCAUAGGGGGAAAAUGGGCUAAGAGCAACCUCUAUCCAGGCCUUAAGACCAAUAACCUCUUAGGGACCUAUGAAUUCCCAGACUUUCCUAUGAGCCCUGAUAGGUUCGAUGUCAAGCCAGGCCAGCAUAUCCGCGGAGAAGUAAUUCAUACGUACCUUGAAGAAUACGCUGAAGAGUUCGGUAUAAGAAAAUUCGUCAGACUUGAAACUUUAGUUGUUACCGCAGAACACCAAGACACGACAGAAGGAGGGUGGAUCCUGACGAUCAAGAAAUGGAAUCAACAAGAGACGACCAAGGUUUUUGUUCACAAGCUUGUUGUUGCCACUGGAAUAUUAUCAGAGCCUUUUAUGCCGCAUUUCAAUGGACAAGAAGACUUCGGCGGGAAGAUACUUCAUAGCAAGGACUUCCCGAAAAACAUUGAUACUUUGAAGGCGAAGACCGUUACUGUGUUUGGGGCUGGAAAGUCGGGAUGGGAUGCUGUGUACCAAUAUGCCUCCGCUGGUGUCAAGGUAAAUUGGGUUAUUCGAUCGAGUGGUCAUGGUCCAGUUUGGAUGGCACCUUCGUACGUAACGCCGUUCAAGAUGUGGAUUGAAAAACUUGCGAAUACCCGCCUUCUUACCUGGUUUAGUCCUUGUAUCUGGGGUGAUGCCGACGGUUAUCGGGGCAUCCGUUACUUCUAUCACCGGACCGCGAUCGGUCGUUUUCUCGUGGACCGCUUCUGGGAUAUACUGAGUUACGAUGUUAUUACGCUGAAUAAGUUCGACUCUCAUCCAGAUACAGCCAAGUUAAAACCUUGGUUUCCGGUCAUGUUCACAGGAUGCAGCUAUAGCAUUCUCAAUUAUGAGCAGGACUUUUUCGAGCUUGUCAAAAGUGAAAAGGUCAAUAUUCAUAUCGGCGAGAUCACUCAGUUAAGUCCGGGAAAAGUUCACCUCGCUGAUGGCACUGAGUUCCAAUCUGAGGUAUUUCUGGCGAACACAGGCUGGACGCACACUCCGCCCAUCAAGUUUCUUCCGGAAGGAAUCGAAAAGGACCUUGGUGUCCCCCAUGAGGUUGUUGGGAAUGCACCGGUACAUGAUUUAGCAAACAGUCGCACGCUACUAGAACGAGUCGACAAGGAGAUUCUAGAACGCUUCCCAAGGCUCAAGAUACAGCCCGUCUGGAACAAGAGUUUCGUCCCCCUUAUAGAUCAGAAGGGGAUCAGUACCGAUGCAAGAUCUCGCACACCUCUUACUCCAUACAUGCUAUACCGCUUUCUUGUCCCUGCAUCCCCCCGCUUUCUAUGUCCUCGAGAUGUGGCAUUCAUAGGCUGCCAAUCAAACCUCAGCAACAUUAUCACUGCCCAUCUCACAGGGCUAUGGGUUAGUGCAUACUUCUCGGGGAAAUUAGCAAGGGACCACUCAAAAGCUGUGGACGAUAAGGAAGAGAUCAAGAAGUUGCAAUACGAGACCGUAUUACACAACAGAUUCGGCAAAUGGAGGUAUCCUACGGAAUGGGGCAACAAGGGCCCUAAUUUUAUCUUCGAUGCCGUUCCUUACUUCGACUUACUUCAGCGGGACCUCGGAUUGAGCCCUUUUCGGAAGAGUAACGCUUUGGCGGAGAUGUAUGAACCAUAUGGACCGGAGGAUUAUCGCCACAUCAAUGAAGAGUGGCUACAAAGGCAGAUUUCAUUGAAGGACGCACACACAUUUUCUGAUUGAGCCUCUACGGCUUCCGCCCCGGCUUGGAUUACUGGCGUUCCUGCUGUUUUGCUAAAUGAGCAGAGAACCCGUGGGGUCGAACUAAGGGGGUGUCUGCCAAUUUUGAAAUAUGCCUAUCUUUAGAACAUUGGCCAAAGCAUUUGGAUACCUAGGAUCCUAGCAGCUUAAGCGGGAAUCCAGAAGUACCUUGCUUAAAAAUAUUCUGGAUUGUAAUUUUUUCACCGGGCAUGCCAGUUAACGUUUCAGUCGGCAUCGAACUCUGUUGGGGUAAUAGCCUUGAGAAUGGCACCGACUAUUAUAUUGUACUAUUGGUUCAAGUAUAUAUCAUAUAUACCUUGAUAAUUGUGAAUAUUACUGCUUAACCUGUUAUAAAUUUCUUGAUCACAUGUAUCAAUAGGUAGAUAAUCAUAAAUUUGACUGCCUUUUUAUAGUA
Molecule: messenger RNA, 2429 nt
Organism: Daldinia caldariorum
Lineage: Eukaryota; Fungi; Ascomycota; Sordariomycetes; Xylariales; Hypoxylaceae
Product: FAD/NAD(P)-binding domain-containing protein
Exons: 4
Coding region: 170-1996 (608 amino acids)
Molecular function (GO): flavin adenine dinucleotide binding; N,N-dimethylaniline monooxygenase activity; NADP binding
Source: RefSeq, a predicted model, not a curated record